Messenger RNA from Cladophialophora immunda, 1181 nucleotides. RefSeq lists its product as uncharacterized. The transcript has a single exon. Lineage: Eukaryota; Fungi; Ascomycota; Eurotiomycetes; Chaetothyriales; Herpotrichiellaceae. The record is from RefSeq and is a predicted model, not a curated record. Bases 96 to 1100 code for a protein of 334 amino acids.
CCUACAUCAUUAACAGCACCCGGGUACAGUUUUGCCCCUGCUAGAACUUACCUAGAGCUCUACCUCAACCCCUGAUAUACCCCGGAAUCCAAAAGAUGGCGCCCUCGAGACUCUCGCCAGACCCGCCGUCAGAAACGCCCCCCGCCGGUCUCACCCCCAAACAAGUCGCCUCGUUCCAGCGCGACGGCUACCUGAUCAUCCCCUCGUACCUCUCGCGCGAGACCUGCCAGACACUCCUCUCCAAGACGCACGAGCUGCUGAGCGAGUUCCCGCUGGAGGACCACCCGAUGACGCGGUUCACGACGGGGACGGACGAGGCGGGGCGGCCGACAGAGAAGACGCACGUGGGGGACGACUACUUCCUGACGUCGGGGGACCAGGUGCGGUUCUUCUUCGAGGAGGACGCCUUCGACGCGGGGACGGGGGCGCUGACCAAGCCCAAGGAGCGGGCGAUCAACAAGAUCGGACACAACCUGCACGGGCUGGUGGGCGAGUUCGGCGCCGUGUCGCACGCGGGCGAGGUCGGGCGGCGCAACGCGGCGAUCGCGCGCGCCCUGGGCUACCGCGACCCGCGGCUGCUGCAGAGCAUGGUGAUCUGCAAGCAGCCGGAGAUCGGGGGCGCGGUGCCGCCGCACCAGGACAGCUCGUUCCUGUACACGCGCCGCCCGUCGGCCGUGGGCUUCUGGCUCGCCCUGGAGGACGCCACCGCGGAGAACGGCUGCCUGAGCUUCGCGCCGGGCAGCCACCGGCGCGCCCCCGUCCGCGACCGCUUCGUGCGCCGCGCGGUCGACGGGUCCGCGGGCACGACCUUUGAGAGCGUGCCGGACGAGGACGGCCGGUGGCCGCGGGACUUUGAGCACGACGAGGGCUCCCCGGGCGGCGAAGAGGAGGAGGAAUACGUCCUCGGCGAGGUCGAGGCCGGCAGCCUCGUGCUCAUCCACGGCAACAUCCUGCACAAGAGCGAGAAGAACACGAGCCAGAAGGGCCGCAUCAUCUACACGUUCCACCUGAUCGAGGGCGAGGAGCACUACGACGACAAGAACUGGCUGCAGAUCCCCGGCGGGCCCGAGGCGUUUACCAAGCUGGAUGGCAAGUCGUAGGUCCAGUGCAGAUAGACAAACGGAGACUGAAAGAAACUCGCCUGUCAUGAGAACGCACUCAACCCACCUGCCCACAGACCA